GCUUUUUCACCCCUUCCGACCGUUCUCCUCACGACCAAAUUAGUGACCAGACCCCUAUUUCACUUCAAAUUUUCACUUUUGAAAAAUUUCCCAAACCCUAAAUCCCCCAGAUUCCCUCCCUCCUCCCGUUCUACCCACAAAGACUCAAUUUUUAGUCCAAAACUCAAAUGUCGUCCCAGCUUCGAAACGACGACGAAUGGAACCCUCAAGAAGCUGCAGCAGAAGAAGAGGUGCUUAAGCUCGAGGAAGAAGUGCAACAAAUGGCUGAAAAACUACUGGAAUACAGAGCCACCCUUCCUGAUCAACUCAGCUCCAUCUUAUCUUGUCUUCUCGCUUCUCAAAGACCCGUUUCACUGACCCGUUUAGCAGUUGAAGAGUCCGGACCCGAAGCCGGGAAGCCUCCCCUGCCGGAUGCCGAAGCUGGAGCUACCCAAGGUUUGGAGAGAACUGUUGAGGCUGAAAAAAUACAACUCCUCAAACAGAAGAUGUCAGGUAAUGCCUUAACACUGCCUGUUGUCUUGAAGAGGAUGGAAGUAUAUAUUGCCAAGAUUGAGGAAUUAGCAUCAUCCAAUGGAGUCAUUCAUCCUGUCUUUAAAAGAAAACGAUGAGUUGUCUGAGUCCUUUUGGUGUUCGAUUCAUUGCUUUGAGCUUUACGCUGCACAAGCUCAGCCAAUGUAUGUUAAUCCGUGAGUCCUUUUGGUGUUCGAUUCAUUGCUUUGAGCUUUACUCUGCACAAGCUCAGCCAAUGUAUGUUAAUCCGUGAGGUAAGCGGUUAGAUCAACCUUAGUUGAAGCAGAUGGUUUCUUGUUGGUUUCCAUCAGUGCCUUCACCAGAUCAACAGUCGUCUUGUGUCUAGUAGAUGACCAAUGUAGCACUUCCAGAACUGAUUGUAUUGAUCAUCAUUGUUGUAAUUAGCUAGAAUCAUCAAGUCCAUAUAUAACAUAUUGAGCGCAUUGACGAUUAUUGGACAAAGCUAGUGGUUAUCCAAUGAAGAUGAGGAUCAUGCAGUGUGACAUUGGAGUUUGCCUGACGCUUGUUUGUCCAUCAGACUACUUAAAAACUUGUAUGUUAUUUGGAAGAUGAUCUUUGUAAGUAUCUAAUGUUUUAGUUUGCUUUUGGUAAAUACAUCUGAUGGUUUAGCUUAAUUCACGCAUUUGUUGUA
Molecule: messenger RNA, 1162 nt
Organism: Sesamum indicum (sesame)
Lineage: Eukaryota; Viridiplantae; Streptophyta; Magnoliopsida; Lamiales; Pedaliaceae
Source: RefSeq, a predicted model, not a curated record